GCAGUGCUGGACUUUUAGCCCAGCUAGCCCUAUACUGCUGGAAACAACUGGGCUGGUGGGGCCGGCUAUCCUAGAGCUCCUAGGCCUACACUGCCGGACACAGCUGGGCAGGUGGGACCAGUCAUCCUAGAGCUCCUAGGCAAUGCUGGACAUUUAGCUCAAUCAGUCUUAUGCUGCCAAACUCUGCUGGACAGGUGGGACUGGCCAUCCUGCUGUUCCUGGACAGUACUGGACAUGUAACCUCAAGCAUUCCUAAUGCUGCUGGACAUUGCUGGACAGAUGGGGCUGGCCAGCCUAGCACUCCUAGAUAGUUGUCUUAUUUGAGUUUCACAAAAAUUCCUAUGCAGUUAUAUUAUCUUCAUUUUGCACAUUAGGAUGCUUGGGCUCAGAGAGUUUGUGGCUUGCCUGUGAUCACACAGCUCAGGUCUUCCUGACUCUUCUCCUUUAAGGCAUGCUACCUCUCUAAAUAUUUGCUGAAUGAAUCAGUGUUACCCCUCUGGGAGGCUGGGAGUCAUUUGCAACUAAGCUAGAAUGCUUCCAUCAGAUUCCUUCUGAUUUGCCCAGCAGCUGUGAAUUAGAAUGAUGUACACUGCCAAGAAGUGUGGGAUUAGAUUCCAGCCUCCAGCCAUUGUCUUGAUCUAUCAAGGGGAAGCCAAGGACAAAAAUCGCCAGCGUAUCAUGCCGAUCCGAAACUUCUCCAAGUUUUCAGACUGCAGUAGAGCUGCUGAACAGCUAAAGCAUAACCCAAGACACAAGGUCUACCUUGAGGGGGUGUCUCUGCAGCAGUUGGAGAAGUUAUUCACUUUUUUAAAAGGUUUUCUAAGGGGGCAAACCUUGGACCAAACUAUGCAACAAAUUCAGCGGGAAACAACCAUUGAUCCCGAGGAAGAUCUGAACAAAUUAGAUGAUAAGGAACUUGCAAAAAGGAAGAGCAUCAUGGACGAACUCUUUAAGAAGAAUCAGAAGAAGAAGGAUGACCCAGAUUUUGUCUAUGACAUUGAAAUAGAAUUCCCACAGGAUGAGCAGCAACAGUCUUGUAGUUGGGAUGCAGAGUCCGAUGAUGAGUUCUAAUACUAAACAGUUUAUUGGAACACCAAAAAAUCUACAUUAACUCAGACAACAUUGUUUAGAUGUUGCAGAAUUUCAGAAGGACACUAAAUGUACAUAUUGUGCCAAAAUAGAAUUGACUGUGUUAUUUUUCAAUCAACAAACAUUUAUUGAGCAUCUAUUAUGUACAACAGUAUUUUCUUAAUCAUUUAACCUGGUAUGGAAGCUUGCCAUUGGUAUAUCUACGGGGUACUGUACAGGUACAAACAAAUGUUCUCUGAUGAUGAGCAGGGGACCCUGGCCUGCCAGGAAAAGGCUAAUACAAGUAGAGAUUCCCCAAUCCUGAAUUCCUAAUGCUACAUAAAGUAGGAGCACAUAAAGCACAGAAUCUACCUGUGCUAAAUGAAUGACCAGAACAGUCUGUCCAAUUCAUAAGUAUGUAUCUUUGUAGAAAAGGUUUUUAUAUAACAGUUGAUCUUAACAUAGAAAUUACUCUCCUUUCUCCAAAAUAUUACUUAGGGAAGAAAAAUUUUUACAUACCAGCUCAAAGUACUUCAUAAAAGAAAAUAAUAGUGAUAGUAAUUCAUUGAAGAAAUAGAAAAAUAAUUGUCAGAACUCCUACUUGUUCAUUCCUAUAGGCAUUUUUUCAGUGACAUCAUGGACAGAAAUUUUUCUUUUAAGAGACUGAAACUUAGUCCUUGCAUAAAAAAAACUGAGUCCUCAAAGAGUUGGCAGAAUUAGGUAGGGAAGCAAAACUAAGAAAUAAAAAACAGAAAAAUAAGAAAAUAAAAAAACUGUGAAAUAAAAAAUCAUUUGAGUACUAACUGAUAAACUAUUUCUCAGAAGCAGAGGGGGUGCAGGGCUUUGAGAGACUUAGCCAUUCCAGGUCUCUUAGCAGAUCUAAGUAACUAGAGGAGAAAACAUCCAAGGUUCACCCUUUCCGUCCUCCCUCCUCUUUAAAAAGCCCUGUGCCUCAACCUGGUCCACACUUGAUGCUGUUUCUCACCAAGCUGAACAUCACUUGUUCUUCUUAUCUUGGGAGGCAGCAUUGUACAGUGGGAAGGAUAUGGGGUCCGAAGUCAGAUGAUCUGCAGAGAGGGGUAACUCAUGGCUCUAGUGCUGCAGGAAGGAAGAAAACAAGCAUUUAUUAAGCUUCAAUAAAGCAUUUCUUAAAAUGCAUAGAAGGACAAAGAGGGUACAUACAUGAUUAGAACAAUUUUGUUACUACUUAGUUAAAUUUAAUAUCUGUCUUUUAGAAGUUUUGUAAAACAAGUUCAGUUUCUUAUACCAAAAAACAAACGUACAGAGAAAAGUAAAAAACCUAUAAAACUUGAAAACGAUAAAAUGGCAGGUAAAUGAACUGAUUAAGCAUACUUUAUGCAAAUAAACAUUAAAUAUUAUUGUGUACAGAGUGUUUGGCACAGUGUCCAUGCCAGGUGCUGGAGAAGAUACAGAGAUUAGAUAAGAUGUGGUACAAAUUAAUAACAGAUCACAGUUAGCCCCAAAAGAUCACCAGAUAAGUGAUAAUGAAAUGCUAAAAAACUAUGUCUUUCCUUAUUUCCACCACAUCAAAAGUCUUCCUCAGAAUUACUCUAAAGUCUUAUAAAUCUUCAUACCUGUUCAGGAACUACCUUUAUCCAUGUCAGACUUUCUCUUAACACUGUGUCUUGAUUAUAUUCAAACAGAUCUGGACUCCCAAUGACUAGGAAUGCCUUCCAACAAUGCAAAUCUCUAUCUGUCCAUGUCUGCUCAUUAUGUGUGAUUUAUCCAUGUUUUCCCAAAAAUUCACCACAGGAGGUGCAACCAGUGUGCUAGAAGUUGCCCUUAUUUCUCAUUAUCAGAAAGCACCAGUGGAUUACCCUAGCUGUCCACCUGUCAUCCAUCCCUCUUGCCAGAAGAUGACCAGUCCAUCUUUUCCUUUCAUACCAUUCCUCAAUGCCAUCCUUCAGACUUCCUUGUUGGUUACAUAUUACAGCCUGCUCCCACCCACCAUGUGCCUCUCAGUUACUCUCUGUACAAUGCCUAUUAAUCCUUCAAAGGCAGUGUAAUUAUAUUGCCAUAUAGCAACAUUAGUAAGAUCGUAGCAGUGAAAAUAUGGGCCUUUGCUUUAAUGAGAAACUUGGAGUCAUUAAAAAAAAAUCCUUGCAAUUUACAGAAGCAAGUCGGCUACUCUCCUUUUAAUUAUAAUAGCUAGCAUUUAUAUACCACU
Molecule: messenger RNA, 3256 nt
Organism: Vombatus ursinus (common wombat)
Lineage: Eukaryota; Metazoa; Chordata; Mammalia; Diprotodontia; Vombatidae
Gene: CEP19
Product: centrosomal protein 19
Exons: 3
Coding region: 580-1071 (163 amino acids)
Biological process (GO): trans-Golgi to periciliary membrane compartment transport; microtubule anchoring at centrosome
Cellular component (GO): centriole; spindle pole; centrosome
Source: RefSeq, a predicted model, not a curated record